This is a messenger RNA of Coprinopsis cinerea okayama7#130, 1449 nucleotides long. RefSeq lists its product as hypothetical. The coding region runs from base 1 to 1449 and encodes 482 amino acids. Lineage: Eukaryota; Fungi; Basidiomycota; Agaricomycetes; Agaricales; Psathyrellaceae. The record is from RefSeq and is a predicted model, not a curated record. The transcript has 2 exons.
AUGCUCACCCCACCCCUCUCAACUCUCUCCACCGAACUGCUGGUCCUUAUAGUUGACCACGUCGAACAAAUCGCAUCGACAGAAGGGCUGAAAGCCUUAUCGUUGGCCGAUCGGGCCUUCACUCCACUCUGCCAGGAGCGCCUCGUCAAACAGUUGUCACUCUCAGGAAAACCAGUAUCCACCAAGAAACAACUCGCCAACGCAUACGAGCUCCUCUCCCAUAAACCCUCUUUGAUCAACUUUGUCCAAUCCAUUCAGUUAUCGCUCCUCUGGCACACCGACGGAUCGUGGUUAUUCAACAACGGCACAUUUACGCGGAUUAUCCUCCUGUUGUCGCAGAGCGCCAACCCGCCUAGUCGACUAUGCAUAGACGGGAUGCAGAACUAUGGAUCACAGCAUCCCGAUAUGCUCGUUGGAAAGAUGAUCAGGACGUUCUUCGCGUCCUCGCUCGUCGUCUUACACCUCUUCCAUUGCACGGACGUUCCACCACCCAUCCUCCUCGUCUGUCCGAACCUCAAGGAGCUCACGCUCGUGCGGGUGUCCAGAAUCAACACCGUCACGGAAGAAGGGAUGGACUACUUCGAGCGCCCAUCGCCUUCGCUUGAGACGUUAACCUCGUAUGAGGGGUUUGAUAUCCUUUCGUUAUUUACCGAUUCCCCUCGAUUGCCUCCACUUCCACGACCGUUGGUCGACAUAACCCGCUUGAGAACGUUCACGAACACGCCGAGGACUGGGGAAGAGAUCGGGUUCUUUUCCAAAAUCCUCGAUGCAGCUCGCGAUUCGCUGGAGGACCUCACGAUCACGUAUCCGUUGCUAUUAGAGGCGGAAGAUGACUACCAACCACUCCCCUCCUUCCUCAACCUCUCCACGCUCUCGCGACUACACACCUUCAAGCUCAACACCCGCAUAACCGAAGACGACCCCUCCCGAUCUCUGAACGUCGACGAGCUCAGGAUUGUACUGGACGCCAUACCCCUACCGAACCAGCUCACCACACUCGAUCUCGACAUCGGCGUCUACGGAGCCUCACCCUUCCAUUCCACACGUUCUCAAGACUGGCGUGGACUGAUGAAGGCGAUUCGUCGUCUUUCCCAGCCUAUCGAUGUCGGAACGAGGUCGCUAUCAUCCUUAUCAUCACCCUCCGGAUCGUCGUCGUCGUCGUCGUCGUCGAAGGUGAAGUUGACGUUCAACUUUUCGUUCUCGACACAGUCUACGCCUGGUUUUCAUAUCUCCCAAAGCCAACACGAAGACCUUGUCGAAUUUGUCAGGGGGGAGAUUCAGGUUGAAUCGGAGCUGGACUCCGAGACGUCGAGCGGGAAUGUGAUAGUGAACUUCACGAGCGCGAAGGACCCGCAUGAGCCGUGUGAUUGUAGGGAGUGUGCUGGAAGUUCGUCGGAGGGGUGGACUACCGAGGAGUCGGAUGCAGACAACGAGGAGGUAGCUACGUAG